Molecule: messenger RNA, 1409 nt
Organism: Rubroshorea leprosula
Lineage: Eukaryota; Viridiplantae; Streptophyta; Magnoliopsida; Malvales; Dipterocarpaceae
Source: the annotation of a GenBank genome assembly
GAAUCCACACCCAAAAUAAUCAAAUUCACAAACCCACUUACUACUCUCAUCAAAACCUCAAAUUCAUCAUUGUUUGCGGCUGCUGACAGUGAUGUCUUAUGAUAAGGAGCUUGUUGCCGCCAAGAAAGCCGCCUGCCUCGCUGCUCGCCUCUGUCAGAAGGUGCAAAAGGAUCUAUUGCAAUCAGAUGUCCAGACAAAGUCGGAUAAAAGUCCUGUUACAGUGGCUGAUUAUGGUUCACAAGCAUUGGUUAGUUUUCUGCUGCAGAAGGAAUUUCCUACUGAACAAUUCUCAUUAGUUGCUGAAGAGGAUUCUGGAGACCUUUGCAAGGAUGGUUCUCAGGAAACACUAGAACGCAUUACAAAACUUGUGAAUGAUACUCUAGCAAGUGAUGGGUCAUAUAGCGUUUCUCCUUUAUCCACUGAAGAUAUUCUUCAGGCCAUUGACAGUGGCAAAUCCGAAGGUGGCUCCCAGGGCCGUCAUUGGGUUUUGGAUCCUAUAGAUGGUACUAAAGGAUUUGUUAGAGGAGAUCAAUAUGCAAUUGCAUUGGCCUUGCUAGAUGAGGGACAACUAGUUUUGGGUGUUCUAGCUUGUCCAAAUCUUCCUUUCACUUCUAUAAGUGGGGGAAAUCCAAAUGCUUUCAAUGGUGAAGUUGGUUGCCUUUUCUUUUCUGAAGUUGGUCAAGGAACUUAUAUGCAGUCACUAAAUGGUUCUUCCCCGCUGAAGGUGCAAGUAACUGCUGUUGAGAAUCCAGAAGAAGCAUCCUUCUUUGAGUCAUAUGAAGCAGCACAUUACAUGCGUUACUUAACAAGCUUGAUUUCUGAGAAACUGGGCAUAAAGGCACCACCAGUUAGAAUUGACAGCCAGGUAAAGUAUGGGGCUCUAUCCAGAGGUGAUGGGGAAAUAUAUCUGCGUUUUCCACGCAAAGGAUAUCGAGAGAAAAUAUGGGAUCAUGCUGCUGGCUGCAUUGUUGUGACUGAAGCUGGAGGCUUGGUCACGGAUGCUGCAGGGAUCCCUUUAGAUUUUUCCAAAGGAAAAUAUCUUGAUGUUGAUGCAGGCAUCAUCGUUACCAAUCAGAAGUUGAUGCCAUUACUCUUGAAGGCUGUUAGAGAAUCCCUGAAUGAGAAAGCUUCAUCCUUGUGAUUCUUUCAUUUGUAAAGCCGAUAAUGCUAUCCUGCUGCCAUUUAUUUUAGUCAGCAAAACUUACAUCUUGUAAUGAUAUAAAUGCGUCCAGGUCAUUCACUGUAUGAGCAUCAAUACUCUUGGUAUUAAAUAAAAUGGUGGAAAGCAGUUUCACAAUGUAGCAGUUAAUUCAGAAUACUACCGCCUGUACAUUUUUUUUUCUUUGUGUGAAAUUAUUCAGGUUUUUUAAAUUUGAAAUAAUGAAGAACCAUAAAAUGACUGUUAGGAU